Etheostoma cragini (Arkansas darter) is the source of this 3586-nucleotide messenger RNA. RefSeq lists its product as uncharacterized. Bases 86 to 2527 code for a protein of 813 amino acids. Gene Ontology annotation, molecular function: protein binding. The record is from RefSeq and is a predicted model, not a curated record. The transcript has 11 exons. Lineage: Eukaryota; Metazoa; Chordata; Actinopteri; Perciformes; Percidae.
UCCUAAACUAAAAUACAUAAAAAAAGUAUUUUCUGUUAAAAUCUUUACUGGAUGUUCUCUUCUCUUACUUCAUCAGGAGGACUCAAUGAGAAGAAUCAGGAGAAACAGCCAGGCUCUCCUCCAGGAUCUCUUUUACAGGGGGGUCAACGGAGGAGACAGAGAUACUCCUAUUCCAGCUCAGCCUGGUAGAGAUGCUAAAAUGAUCCAUUCAAUCGCCAGCCUGAUCAGAGCGAAGAGUAAACUCCUCGUCCUGGAGAAUCCUGACACUUUGGAGAUCUACAAGCUGGAUGAUGCAGCCACCCGUCUUAGCAGAGGUGGUAAAGACGAUGUUUACCUCCCAGCCAUCACAACGAAGGCAUCGAGUCUAAAGUCAAUGGGAGGGUCUCUGAGUCAGUCCUGCCCGUACCUGUAUGACAAAAGAAGAGGAUCCUUCUCCUCAGUUGCCUCUCAGAGGACUGGAGGUCACCCUAAAAAACAAAGUAACCUCAACGUAAAAAAAGAGGCAAAGAAAUCCAACGUCACCGUGACAAUGACCUACCUAGGACAAGGCCGUCGGGGGUCAGGGUUAGGGUCAGGUCAGGACGAGCUGAAAGUACUCCAGCAAGUCAACGGAGGGGAGAAUAUCUGUGUCUUCAAAGGCGUGCUGACUCCAGGAGAGCAGUUUCAGUUUGUCUCUCAGAGACACAGAGGUUUCCCCUUCAGUGCCACCUUGUACGUGAACGGCAUCAUGGUGGCCAGAAUCAGUUCGUGCUGCGAGUACCGCUACGCUCCCGGCUUCCAGCAGGGCCGGAAGAGCUGCUUCAGAUUGGCUUGGCUGGCUGGUGGGAUACCCUGUUACAGAUGCACAAGUCUCCGAAACAAAUACAGCUCCUGCCAACAGCUGAACAACGGCACAAAGGACAAUUUCAUUUUCCCUCUAGAGAAGAGCCCUGGCAAUGACACCAUCGAGUCGUGUCCAUCAUCCCCUCUGUUUAUCCCAGCCAAACCCAAGAGGAAAUCAGGGAGGAGAACAAGAAACCAUAUCAAGGAAGGCAGCAGAGGAUCUACAGACAGCGAAGAUCCUGCUCUAGCUUGGAUUAAAGAGACUUCCAAGAAGAAACGACGCAAGGGCCAAACUAAUCACGAAGAGAGCAAAGGCAAAUCAGCUGGAAAUAAGAGGGAAGAGGGACAAGACAGUAAGGGCUUGGAGGGCUCGCACAGGUCAACAGUGACUGAAAAAUGUGAAGACAAAACAUCGUCUGACAGACGAGGACAUAAGCAGCAGAAACCAACCAGCAAUGUCACAGAGCUGCAGAAUGAGCAGCCGCGAUCAAACACGACAAGCAAAGUUCCCGAUUCAUUGCAGGAUGAGGAAGCACUGACUAAGCAGAACAGUGAGAAACAAAAGAAGCUGGGAUCAAAUGGGAAAAGCAGAGAUGGGGAAAGACUGAAGGACUUCUAUGAAGAAUGUGUGGAAAUGAGCACGGCGUUGGAGCAGGGCCUAAACAAACACAACUGGUUCAAGGCAAACAUCCUGGAGAGACGCCGGCUCCAGAAGAGGCUGUCAUCGUGCCCCAAAUCUCCAGGCUCAGAUGUGGAACACAGUGCAGAAAGUGAUACAGUCCUGCAGCCUGAUGGUGAGCCAGAGGAGGAAGAGGACACUGCCAGCCAGAGUGCUGGCAAAGAAGAGCCUGUUAAAGAACAAGAUCUGCAGGCGCAGCUCCACGCCAUGAUGACUGUGCUGAGCACAUCCGAUGAGGUGGAGCAACUGGUUCUGAGGAACACGGGCCUGACAGACGACCUUCUGCUGAGCUUGGCGGAGGCCUUGAAGAGCAGCCUGUCCGAGGUCACACUGCUCAACCUCAACCUCAACCUCAUUGGCCCGUAUGGUGCCCACAUCCUGCUGGACAUUUUGAGAGUGAAGCCUCAGAUCAGAGGUUUACACUUGUUUGGAAACAAACUGCGUGACCAUGGACUGCUGACCCUGUUGAAUGGAAUAGCUGAACUGCAGGAGCAAACAGCGAGAGCUGCUGCUGCCAUCCAACAGGCCAUGCUUCUCCCAUCGGAGCAGAAUAUGCUUCUGCACAUCCCCACUGGGUGGAGCUCUUUCAGUGUUUUUGUGCUUUUGGAACUAGAUGUUGGGGGAAAUGGCCUGAGCAGCAAAGGGGUAAAGAUGUUAGCAUCAUACAUGAGGCACCACUCCUAUCUUCAGUACCUGGGGCUGGCGCAGAAUAGCGGUGCCGAUCUGGCGGCGUGGAAGGAACUUUUCGACAGCCUCAAAGGAAACAGCUCGCUGACUCAGAUCAUCCUAGACGAGAACGACUUGGGAGACCCGGGGGUCAGGCUGCUGGCUGACAUGCUGAAAGAGAACGUGAGUCUGCGGCAGGUGGAUCUGGACAGGAACGGCAUCAGCGACGUGGGGGGAAAUGACAUCAUGGGCGCGUUGCUUUGCAGGACGCAGGUACCACUGACCCAUCUGAGCCUUCAGGAGAACAACAUCAGUGCAGGACUUAUGAGUAGGAUACAGCAAGAGGUCACAUCUAAAUGAAUCCUGCAGGAGGGGAAGAAUACAAAGAAUGAGAAUGUAUGUAACAUAAACAAAGCACCCACUUAGAGAAUAUUCCUUACACACACACACACACACACACACACACACACACACACACACACACACACACACACACACACACACACACACAUACAUCUUCCUUCCUGUAAGUGGGUGGCCCUGCUUACAAAUGUUGCAUCUUAGUUUAGCCCAGGCAGGUAGUGUAGGAGGUAUGUUUGCUUUAGGACUGCACUGUGGUCUGGAUUGCUUUUCAAAGAGAUCUCAAUGAACUGAACCUUUCUUCUUUGCGGUUAGGUUUUAUCUUAACCUUGAGGUUUUCUUCUUCCCACCAGCAUUACCACUCCUGACUCCACACCUCCUACUUUGCUAAAACUGAUUCCAGUGUCAUUUUAUUGAAUAAUUUGCUGCCUCCUGACUAAAAAGAAACCAAAGUGAUUCAUUCCACCCACAGUAUUUACAGGUUCUGGAAGACUUACCCACAACUUUCCCCCCCUCCCAGAACAUUUUAGUAGCCAUCGUGACACCCCCUUCCUCCACUUCUACAUAUCAAAAGAAACUUAUGGACAGCUAAGCCAUGCCACGUCAACUACCCUCUUUCUGUCAUUUUUGUCUCUCUUCAUGUGCUAGACAAAGCUUCUAUUCAGACUCUUAGCAUGGUGGUGGGGGUGUGGGUGAUGAUAAAAAACUAGGGCAAAUAAACCUGAAUUUUGAGGCUGUCAUCUCAUUGUUCUAUCAACACAGACAUGCUGAGAAUAACUGUACCUGUGAUCAAAGCUUGUCAAAGUGGUAAUUAUCUCCUCCUCUCAGGGUUGGCAGUAGUGACUCUGCUGAUACCAAUCCCUCCAUUUUUCAUCUGCAGUCUUUGCGAAUUUCUGUCUAUGGAACCCCGAUUAAGACGCUCUCCAAAACCCCGGAGUGGAUGACAGAUAAAUGAGACUGGCGCACCUGAAGAUUACAUCUGCCGAAGUUAUCUUGGUCCUCUGCAUCAGACUGAAUAAGCUUCUGUUGUGGCGUGCAUUGAAAUCUCUGUACAGCAAA